AUGCCUCUUCCAGCAGACUACCUUGACAAAGUCUACGCCGGGGUGCUGGGCAAGGUGAUAGGGGUGUAUUUGGGCCGGCCAUUCGAGGGCUGGACACACGAGCGCGUCCUGGCCGAGCUGGGUCCCAUCCGGUACUAUGUGCAGAAGGAUCCGGAUCGCGUGGUGGUGGUCGACGACGACGUGUCGGGGACGUUUGUGUUCGUGCGCGCGCUGCAGGAGCAUGGAGUCCGAGCGGAUCUCUCGUCCGAGGCCAUCGGCAAGACCUGGCUGAACAAUGUCAUCGAGCGCCGCGCCGUCUUCUGGUGGGGAGGAAACGGCAUUUCGACGGAGCAUACCGCGUUCCUCAAUCUGAAGAAGCGCGGUAUCCCUGCCCCUCUGAGCGGCAGUAUCCAGACGAACGGCAGGACGGUCGCAGAGCAGAUUGGUGCCCAGAUCUUCAUCGACGGUUGGGCUAUGGUCGCUCCUGGAAAUCCGGCCCUGGCAGCGCAGCUGGCUGAGUUGGCUGCCAAGGUCAGCCAUGACGGCGAAGCUGUUCACGCAGCCAAGCUUCUGGCUGCCAUGGAGGCCGAGGCCUUCGUCUCCAAAGACGUCAACCGUCUGCUAGACGUCGGGCUGAAGUUUGUGCCAGCCGAUUCUCUCAUCGCGCGGUUGGUCAACGAUAUCCGCCAGUGGGCGAAGAGCGAUGGCGACUGGAAGAAAACGCGGCAGAGGAUCGAAGAGAGGUACGGAUACGACAAGUUUGGCGGGAUCUGCCAUGUCAUCCCCAACCACGGCCUGAUCAUUCUUGCGCUGCUGUACGGCGGGCAUGACUUCCACACAGCCAUGCACAUCGUCAACACGUGCGGGUGGGACACGGACUGCAAUUCGGGCAAUGUGGGCUGUCUGGUUGCUAUCAUGCACGGCCUGGACGCGUUCGAGGGAGGGCCUGACUGGCGCGGUCCGGUGGCAGAUCGGAUCAUGAUCUCUAGCGCUGAUGGGGGCUACUCGAUCAACAACGCGGCGCGGAUAGCAUACGACAUUGCCAACUUGGGUUGUCAGCUCGCUGGAGAAGCGCCUCUCCCGGCUCCGAAGGACGGCGCCCAGUUCCAUUUCACCCUGCCGGGGAGCGUGCAGGGGUUCCAGGUGACUCGUCAUGCCCUGCUGCCGGACCUUGUCCGGGUCGAGCAGGCGCUGGACGACGAAAAGAGGCCUGGACUGGCAAUUCGGCUCCAUGGUCUGACAGACGCAGUGGAUUCAGUCGAGGCGCUGACGCCGACGUUCACGCCUGUCGAAGCGGUGGACACGAAGACGUACGAGCUCAUGGCAUCGCCUCUGGUGUAUCCGGGCCAGAGGGUCGAGGCCGUUGUGCGAGCAGAGAAGACAAACACAGCUCCUGUCAACGCGCGGCUGCGACUGAAGGUAUACGGGCCAGACGAUGAUCUGCACACGGCAGCCGGUCCAUCUGUGUCGCUGCAUCCAGGGCAGGAGGAGACACUCGCCUGGAUCAUUCCCGAUUGCUGGGACAGCCAGCCGAUUCAGCAGCUAGGGCUUGCGCUGUGCGUGCCCGAUGGCGGACGCCGUGUCGACGGCACAGUGUGGCUAGACCGACUAGGCUGGAAGGGCGCACCACGUCAGACGCUGAAACGUCCAGUUGCAAAACCGCAGGAGGGACAUUUCUGGCACCGGGCCUGGGUGAACGGCGCGAGCACGUUCCAGACAGAGCUUCCGGGCAGCGGAUUCUGCAUCGCGCAGGACAGCGGCGAGGGCAUCAUCGCGUACGGGACACGCGAGUGGAAGGAUUACGUGGUGUCUGUCCCACGCCUGAUCGUCAAUCUGGGCACGGUAGCAGGCGUCGCCGUCAGAGUGCAGGGCCUGAAUCGGUACUACGCCGUGAUGCUCCUGUCUGGACCACCCCGGCGGAUCGCACUGGUCAAGGCGCGAGACGAGCAGAGAGCCGAGCUUGCCAGCGCGCCGUUCGACUGGACGCUCGAUACUGCUUACGAAGUCACCGUGUCGGUCGAAGGGAAUGCCAUUACUGGUCGGUUAGAAAAUUGGGGCCCGGUCCUGCAGGCUGUCGAUGGGGAGUAUGCGGGAGGAGGAAUUGGGUUGGUUGUUACGGACGGUUCUGUGGUUGCGGAUCAGUUUGAUAUCGCGCCGGUGCGGUAG
Molecule: messenger RNA, 2145 nt
Organism: Rasamsonia emersonii CBS 393.64
Lineage: Eukaryota; Fungi; Ascomycota; Eurotiomycetes; Eurotiales; Trichocomaceae
Exons: 1
Coding region: 1-2145 (714 amino acids)
Source: RefSeq, a predicted model, not a curated record